Menidia menidia (Atlantic silverside) is the source of this 5822-nucleotide messenger RNA. The record is from the annotation of a GenBank genome assembly. Lineage: Eukaryota; Metazoa; Chordata; Actinopteri; Atheriniformes; Atherinopsidae.
AUGGUGUCUUUUGCCUUGCAGUUAUGUGGCUGUGGGCUGCUAGGCGUGGGCAUCUGGCUCUCUGUGUCACAGGGCAGUUUUGCCACCUUCUCUCCCUCAAUGCCCUCACUGUCAGCUGCUAACAUGGUCAUCGCCAUCGGUGCAAUCGUCAUGGUUACGGGCUUUCUCGGAUGUCUGGGUGCCAUUAAGGAGAACAAGUGCCUGCUUCUGAGCUUCUUCAUUGUGCUGCUGAUAAUUCUCCUGGCAGAGCUGAUAUUGCUCAUCUUGUUCUUUGUAUACUCAGAUAAGGUGAGUGAGAAUGCUAAGCAGGAUCUAAAAGAUGGGCUGGCACUCUAUAACUCAGAGAACAACAUCGGUCUGCGAAAUGCUUGGAAUAUCAUCCAGGCAGAGUGGAAGUGUUGUGGUGUGAUAGCGUACACAGAUUGGCAUGAGGCCCUGAAAGAGCAAGUAGUUCCUGACCGCUGCUGCCAAGAGCAUUACCAGUACUGUGGGCGUAAUUCCACCAACAUGUUCUGGAACAGGGGCUGUUUUGAGAAAGUGGAGGAAUGGCUGGAUGAUAACAAGCAUCUUCUGGGAACCAUAGCCAUGGUCAUCUUGGUCGUGCAGCUCCUGGGUAUGGCGUUCUCCAUGACACUGUUCCACCACAUCCACAGAACGGGGAAGAAAUACGACGCCUAGCCUUGGGUGAUGGAACGCGAUGGAGAGAAGCCCCACUGCCUAAUGGGAUGAGACUGAUAUAAACAUCACUGUUUCCCCCCUCCACUUUACAACCUCCGUAGAGCAUCCCUCAUCUCCCGUCCUGGCCCUGUACAGAUUCCAGCUGUGUUUCCACCCUCUCUGCUCUCUCUUCUUAUCAUUCAUUUUGCCAAAGAGUAACACAACUGGAAUAGAAGGGACACCUACUUUUGGCAAGGAUGCGAGUCCCAUCGGUUGUCUUGAGUAUGCUUCAUCUAUUUUCAAAAUUUUCUUUGCUUUCUUCUCUUUUUUUUUUUUUUCUUGGACUAACAAUUCAAUGGAAUAAUGGAUUCAGGGACAAUGAAGACUACAAAGAUGCCCGCACAGCCGCUUAAGGCCUGUCAAGGCAAAGAGAAUCCACAAAACUAAAAAAACUCUUCAAUUGUUUUUUUUCCCUUCAUGUUGAUUACAGCUAAGCCCCCUUUCCCCCUUGUAAAUUAAUAAAGAUCCGACACAGCAUGCUAGUUUUCUACUUCACUGAUUUACCUGUGACUUUGAGAUGUCUGUAGUUGCCAUUUUUUGUUGGAAUAUUCGUUCUUUUUUUCCUGUAUGUAUAUCAUCAGCUCUCUGGUGGAAUGUAAGUGUUGAACAGAUCAGUGCAAUGAGCUCUCAGACGUGCGGCGUGUGUAUGUGAGCGCGGUUGGAUUUAACGUGACGUUUCCGUGGAGGGGCACAGACAUGUCAGGAAAGGUUUUUAAUGUAAUCCAUGUCAUUUUUUUUUUUUUUCUUCGCUCAGCUGUUGAGAUUUGAGUAAAGGGAAUGCGACGAGAGUGUGAGAGAUCAUCAGUGGAUUAAUUUUAAAUCAAAUUCUGCAGUGUCCUCUGAAUAAUAGAUUGAAAUCAGGAUGCAGCACAGCACUGGUAUUUUAAAUCCCCAUGUGACAUUACAAAUGGAGUUUAAUGGUUGUUUAUUACUUUUUCAAGAGCCCCUUUAACCAAAGUGAUAAAGUUAUUAAGUUUGAGACAAGACUGUAUAUAUAUAUAUACUGUAUUAGCUUGAAGCCACUGGAAACUGGCUGUAUUUGUUUUAUCGCACAGUCCAGGCUGCAGAGCUGAAAAAAAUUUGCAAAGACAUACUGAGAGGCAAGGGCAGGACGGCGACAAACAUGUUUUCUCACUGCGGCCAUCAAUAGUGCUGGCGGCGACGGCUGGGGGCUCCCUGUUUAAGGUCUCAUCCAUUCUCUCCUCAUUCAUACCCUCUGUAGCCGUUAACUCAGACUUGCCUCCAUUUUUCUUUUUUCAUCCCAAUUCUCUUCCUACAUGUCAAGAGGCAAUGAAUUUCAUGCUCCGUGCGUACGCACACUGCCUCCGUUGAUGUUCCUGCUCAUUACUCAGUUAAACCUCUUGGUUUGCAACUUCCCGUGAUUUGUGUAAGCUCACUUCUCAUGCAGGCGGGAGCAGAGAGGGAGACGGGCGUGUAGGCAGAUCAAAGCCGAGGCAGAUAGGUAUGGCACCAUGCCCUGUAGGACACAUCUGUUUAUGUCUGUUUGCGUGUUGAUGCACCACAGGAGGCCAGUGCAUCAGCCAACCUCCCGUAGACCGAAAAUGCUCUUUAUUUGCUGGUGACUUAACAGAAUGCCCUCCAGCGUGUCUGUUGAAGUCUUUUAAGAUUCACUAGCAUUAAAAAAAAAACACAUUUUGUUAAAGGAUCUUCUUAGCAGUGGGAAAGACUGUUCACUCGUUUCAUUACUUAUUGUCAGACUGAACACCAAGAAUAAAUGUAGUUUGACAUCUGAAUGUCAAACGAACACUGAAGGCGAAAAGCCAUCAAAGACAUUCAGUUUGUCACUAAUAGUUAUUUAUUGUAGUGUGAGCACGGCGCAAAUGAGAAUAAUAGGUCAGCAUGGAAGGAAAGUCAGUGUGGAAAUCCUGACAGUCUGAAAGAGCAUUAUCUCUGAAACUGAGGGUUUGGCUCCGUGUAGACAACAGGGAUCGGCUAUGAAGGAAAAAUCGACAAAAAUAAAGCUACUGAUUUAAUUUCAGUGCUUCAUACCUUCACUUUUUCACUGCCUGCCUCUGCUUUCAUUUCCUGGAGCUGCAACUCUGACUCCAAAUUACCAUGAUGCCCUGCAUCCCUCUUUUCGGCGUGUAGCUUUUUUUCUUUUAUUUAUCAGACAUCCUCACAAUUCCAAUUUCAGACACAUUGUGAAAUCAGUUACCAAUGUGUAUUAAAUUAGUAACAAUUAUUUAGCAAAAUCCCAAACAUUCUGCACACAUUUAGAGGACUGUAUGUACAUUUCAUCCACCCUAAAUCCUCCCACAUCAGUUUAUUAUUACCCUGUCCAACAGCGGUGUUUCCAGUGGCUUCAUGUUUGCACUCUGCUUUGACAGCUUUAACAGCCGAGGCAGCAGAAGAUUUGAGCUAUCAGAGCCACAUCAGCCCUUAAGUGGCUACAUAUUUGCAGGAAGGAACUUUAUAUCUAUAACCGUUAUUUUUCUGUUACACGGCCUAGCAAAUAAACAAAAAAUAACCUCGUAGGAGUAGACAUUCUUCCAGUCUUGUUGAAUGUUUGCCUCCAAGACUCCACCAUUGUCAUUCCUGGCCUUUUUUUUAAUUGGGUUCAUUCUUACUUAACCUGAGGUGGUUUAAUAUGUGGAAAGUGGGUUGGCUGCACAAAUGUGGGGCUGUUGUGUGCAGUGACCCUGCCGGCUGAACAUAUACUGUCUGGCCUCAUAUGCUUGGGCUCCUCUUGUUGUGUCCAUGGGGUUUACAUGACAGCUGCUGAUGAACAGCGCAGCCACAAGUGGUCACAUCUCCUCCGCCUGGCUGCCUCUGCAAAUUCUGCACAUCCCGCGUUUGCUGCCUCUCUCUGCAGAAAGCCGGCACUGCACACAGAUGCUGCCGGCCUCGUAGAUGUAGCUCUGCACUUUGGACAGCUCGAAGCACCUGUGGGAAGCAUUCUGCUCUCAGGAGAGGUUAUAAGAGGAAGGGCUGUUACCGUGAUGUAAAUCUGGCUGUGUUGUAUCCUUACAGCAGAAAGGAGAGAGGACACGUUCACGAAAACUGCACUGCCUUCUCUCACACUGCAUAGAAUCGACUUUAAACAAAGAUGACACAGAAAUCAAGAGACGAGAGAAUAAUGGGAAUACAAUUAUUUCAAGGGUUGUCUUCAGAUCUGACAUAGUUCAGGGCUCCUGCCCACAGACCUCUUUGAAACUGUUUUCCUGCCACUGAUCUGAAUGUACCGGCACUCUGUGUGCACCUUGUUUUUAAGAUCUGGCCAGAGUGCAAUGUGUUUUUGUCCAUUGGCUGUUUUUUUGUGUUUUUGUGUUUGUUUUUAUACAGAAUACCAUUGCGUUCCUUGUCUUUAUCCACUUUUGCGGAUUUUCGGUCUCCACGUGUGACAAGACACUUAAUGUCAGAACAGGACACCAUAAGGUCUUUUUUUUUUCUCACAGACUAAGUCAUUGCGGUGCUCCUCCACAAGGUUAAUAGCAAGGUUAAAAGCAUUUUUUGUCUUAACACUGUUGGAGGCACUUAUGAGCAAUUAAGUCAGAACGGACUGAGGGAACAUUGGACAUUUGUCAAGGGGUGAAAUCCUUGAAAGACAUAGAGCACGCUUCUAGUGGUUCCACUUUGAUUAAAUUAGGAUGUGUGGUUAUAAGCUGCAGUAUGCCUUUUUAAAAUUGCAGAUGUCAAGCCCAUAAUGUAUUUGUAGAGCAUGAUCUAUUUGACACUGUACAACAGGGCUUAUUUUAUUCCAAUAUAUCAGCCCUGGGUGUCAGCCCCUGAUGUAAAUACCCUCAUUUUACAACAGAGGUAACAUAAUGUUACACUUUGCCUCUGCCACCUACGAUGAUAUUAGCAGUGACAGUGUCAUUUUUAACAACCCAUGUGCUUUCAUGCUCUCUUAGACGUAUCUUCAAUUCGUACUGUGUGUUAUCUGUUUGUUUUUUAUGUUUCCAGCUUUUUUUUGCAUCUGUGUUUUUCUUUUUCUUUCAACUCCACCAGCAGUGUAAAAUUGAUGUAAAUUUGUGUUUCUGUCAUGGUUUUAAUAUUUUUUGGUGACUGCAUUUUGAUCUUGUAGUAAUACUUGUUUUAGCGUAUGAUAUUUUCUUUCUGAAGGAGCAUUAAAUAUUCCUUCUCAUCCAUUGCAGCACUCUUGGAGACCCAUAUAAAUGGUGGAGACAGAAUGCACAAACAAUAAUUGUUUUGUUUUUUUCUCUGCUGUGAGCAAGUUUUAACAUAGAAUUUUUUUUUCAAAAUAAAAUGAUUUUCGCCUCCUUCAAUAUAUUAUUUCUGUAAUCUCCUUAUCCUGCUGCAAAGGUAAAGCUGAAUAUCUGAGCAGUGGAUAUGUAUGUUCUGGAAAUGGCGUGUUUGAUGUUGUGCAACGCUGGGUGGAAUUAUCUGAUACCUGCCAACCUUGUUCUGUGGAGUUUCUGCUACUCAUCAACAAUAUAUGAGGUGGUGAACUACCUUCUCUUUAUUCUCUAAAUCAAUUAUUUUUUAAAUAAAGAAAAGUGUGUCACAAAAUCCCAUGAUAGCAUACAGUCAUUGUCUUUCAUGUUUAAUGACUCAAUCCUUUUGAUUUAGUCUCUUUUUGUUUCACUGUUAUUUAUACAGGCCACAUUUAAACUGUUUGAUUUUUAGUCAAUGAUAAGGGAGUGAAGAACGAAGUAUGAAAAGCGUAGAAAACUGGUGCCAGAGACCCCACAAUGUGUUAAAUGAACUGAGUGGAACCCCUGCAAAUAGUGCAACACUUAUCCUAAAUAUGUGUUAAUGGUAUUUGGAUUUUUUAUUUCUUUUUUAACAAAAACAGAAAAAAAUGUAAACCCAUUUCCAAUAUCUCAUCUAUCUUUUUUUUUCCAUCUGUCAAGUUCGGCAUUAUUGAUACGAUUUGUCUAAUUUCUAAACACAAUGAAGAGAGUAGCAGAGUAUUUUUGUACAGAGCUUGAUCUGCCUUUUAACCUAAUUGUUAUCAGGCUUGUGUGUGACAGUGAGUCAAUUGUGCCAUUCCACACUGGCUUUUUAUGUUUUACAUCACUGUUCCUUCUAUGCAAAGAAAAACAUACCUAUUUUAGCCUUUGUACAGAUUAUUUUGUAUGAGUAACAUGUACUGAAAUAAAGUAAAAGUAAUCAACCGUGGA